Molecule: messenger RNA, 2509 nt
Organism: Magnolia sinica
Lineage: Eukaryota; Viridiplantae; Streptophyta; Magnoliopsida; Magnoliales; Magnoliaceae
Product: mechanosensitive ion channel protein 10-like
Exons: 5
Coding region: 87-2171 (694 amino acids)
Biological process (GO): monoatomic anion transport; detection of mechanical stimulus; transmembrane transport
Cellular component (GO): plasma membrane
Molecular function (GO): mechanosensitive monoatomic ion channel activity
Source: RefSeq, a predicted model, not a curated record
AAAGAAAAACAUCUUUCUUCCCUCGUUUGUCUCACUCCUCUUUCCUUCUCCUUUCCGUCUUCCACACCGCAAUCUCGACAGUGAAAAUGAAACAGUCAGAGGAACAGAAAUCCAUCCCUGACCAAGUCGUUCUCAUCGUAGACCCUCGAAACUCUAUAUCCAAACCGACUCCAGAGAAAUCCCCCGACCCAACCUCUAAAGAAAAACCCCGAAAUCCUACAACCACCACCCGCACCCGCACCCUCCGUCGUCUCGUCAGCCACUCCAAGCGCAAGGCCCGCUUCGUCGAGCUCAAUGAUCCCCACCCUCUCAAACCCGUCCCCGACUCCGAAGUCCACCAACCCGAAUCCGAAUCCGAAUCCGAUGACGAGUUCAUCAAAGAAGAAGAGCGUUAUGCAGCCGAGAAUGACGGCAGCAAGAAGCGCAAGAUCAACGUCCGGGCCAUGGCUGAGUGGGUUAUCUUUAUCGUUAUCAUGGCCUGUCUCGUUUCCAGCCUCUUCGUUCCCUACCCCAGCCACUGGAACCUCCAGGGGCUAGAGCUCUGGAAAUGGUGCCUCACGGUCCUCGUCAUUUGCUGCGGGCGCCUCGUCUCCAGCUGGCUCGUCCGGUUCAUCGUCUUCCUCAUCGAGCGCAACUUCAUUCUCCGCGAGAAGGUACUCUACUUCGUCUACGGCCUGCGGGGUGGAGUGCAGAUCUGUGUAUGGCUCAGCCUCGUCUUGCUAGCAUGGACACUGCUUUUCGAUCGGGAUGAUCGAGUCUCGAGACGCUAUCACAGGCUCUUGAACAAGGUCGAACACGCUCUGAUAGCUAUUCUAGCAGGGUCCAUCAUAUGGCUGGUGAAGAUUGUCCUUGUAAAAAUGGUUGCAUCGUCGUUCCACGUCUCGGCCUUCUUUGAUCGGAUGAAAGAGAGCAUCUUCCAUCAGUAUAUAUUGGAGACAUUGUCUGGGGAGCCGAUCGGUGAGUUGUCACAGUCGCUGAGCCAGAGGAGGAUGAUGCGCCAGUCCAAGACGCUGCCGGCUCGAUUCUCGCUGCGGAGUGAUGGAUUUGAUUCGAAGCGGAUGGAGAUCGACAUGGAGCAGCUGAGGAGGCUGAGCCGAGGGAAUGCAUCGACGUGGGGGGUGAAGCGGCUAAUAAGCCAUGUGAUGUCAACGGGGCUUUCCACGAUCUCGAAGACAGUCGAUGAGACGAUGGAGGAGUUCAGGGAGAAGGGCGAGAUCUCGAACGAGGGGGAGGCGAAGAAGGAGUCCCAGCGAAUCUUCAAACACGUAGCUAAGGCCGGUGCCAAGUACAUUGAAGAGGAUGAUCUGUUGAAGUUCUUGAACAGCAAUGAGGUCCGGUCCAUAUUCCCUCUCUUCCAAGGAUCUGAGACUGGAAAAAUCAGAAAGUCAGCUUUCAGGGGCUGGGUGGUGAAAGCUUAUAAAGAGUGGAAAGCUCUAGCUCAUGCCUUGAACGACACUAAGACAGCAGUGGAACAGCUACAUAAGCUAGCGAGUGCGGUUGUGAUUGUGAUCAUAAUCGUGGUGUCUCUGCUGGUGAUGGGAGUCGCUACUUCCAAAGUCAUACUCAUCGUCACAUCCCAAUUGCUGCUUGUGGGAUUCAUGUUCGGGAACACUUGCAAGACCAUCUUUGAAUCCAUCAUCUUCGUCUUCGUAGUGCACCCCUUUGACGUGGGUGAUCGUUGUGUCAUCGACGGUGUCCAGAUGGUGGUGGACGAGAUGAACAUUUUGACGACAAUAUUCCUCCGUUUUGACAACGAGAAGAUUUACUACCCCAACGCGGUGCUGCUUACAAAGGCCAUCAGCAAUUUUAACAGGAGUCCUGAAAUGGGUGAUACUGUCGAAUUCUCAAUGGAUGUUAUGACUCUAGAGAGUGCCUUCAAUGACAUGAAGACCGCCAUUCGAGCAUACAUAGAUAGCAAGCCCAAGCACUGGCAACCAAAGCACUCGGUGGUAGUGAAUGAGAUUGAAGAGGUGAACAAGAUGAAAAUAGGUCUUAACGUUCUACACACCAUCAACUUCCAGAACUUCUCGAAGAGGAACAAACGACGGUCUGAACUAAUCUUCGAGCUGAAGAGAAUCUUUGAGAGGCUCAGCAUCAAAUACCACCUUCUCCCUCAACAGAUCCAUCUCACCCAAUUCACCAUGCCCACCGCGAAGAUCCCGGUGCCAUGACGACACUAAUCCCGGUGCAAAGACAGUCUUAACGGUCUUGAUCUGCAGAUGAUGUAAUGGCAGGUGUGUGGUGGGCCCCCUAUACAUCUCAUGAUAGUAAUGAACUAGUAUCUAUUGUACUUUAUGAAACUGUAUUUUAUAUUGGCAUGAAACAUAUUUUAUCUGCCGAAAGCCAUCUAUGGUUUAGCUACAUCGUAUGUGGAUCAUGUGGUAUAGGGGUCAGGAUCAUGUGGAUGGCUCUUGUACAUAGUAUUACGUAUGAUAAGUAUACUUUUAUAUAAAAACUUGGAUAUAAUAUAAUGUAUAAAAAUGCUCCAGAGCACGAUGAGUUAUAAUUC